Messenger RNA from Halichondria panicea, 2231 nucleotides. Its product is annotated as transcription factor unc-3-like. The coding region runs from base 166 to 2097 and encodes 643 amino acids. Lineage: Eukaryota; Metazoa; Porifera; Demospongiae; Suberitida; Halichondriidae. The record is from RefSeq and is a predicted model, not a curated record. The transcript has 13 exons. Gene Ontology annotation, molecular function: RNA polymerase II cis-regulatory region sequence-specific DNA binding; DNA-binding transcription factor activity, RNA polymerase II-specific. Gene Ontology annotation, biological process: regulation of transcription by RNA polymerase II.
CAUACGACCUCGGACAACCGCGGUUUUGUGUGAACACAUGCGGCGGUGACUAUUACUGGUAGCAGCCACAUUAGAGCAGCCUCGAUAAGAACCGCUUUGGCGCCCACAGCUGAUCUAUGACCCUAGACAAGCUUCAGUCGGUUCUCCAUUCACUGGAUAUGGAUCAUGGAAGAUAUGAUGAAGCAACAAACAGACUGCUACCCACCCCAUUAUACGAUUCCUAGAAGAGGGAAAGCUAAGCCGCCAGGUGGAGUGCUAGUGGGGGAUGUCACUGACCAGCAUAAGUCCUUCUACAAGAGAGCUGACCCUCACCAUAACCUGUCCAUGGUACACUUUGAGAAGCAGCCACCAGACAACACGCGGAAGACUUUCUUUCAUUUUGUUAUCUCCCUCUUUGACCAGAACCAUCAAGCAGUGGAAGUCCUGAAAGCGUCUUUCAAGGACUUCUGUGACACCACUGAAAACGGGCAAGAGUACAGAAAUGGUCUAAUUUACAAGCUCUACGUAAGCUACAGCGACGGUGUCCAAAAAGAAGAAGAGUUACAUAUUCGUCUGAUCGAUUCAAGCACCAAACAGCUCAUCCCCUACGAAGGAACGUGCAAGAGCCCAGACUUCAGGCGAGUGCUCCUGACUCAUGAAGUCAUCUGCAGUCGCUGUCUCGAGCAUCGAUCUUGUGGAAACAAGAAAGAAACACCCUCUGAUCCGAUAUUGAUUGACAGGUAUAGGCUGAAGUUUUUUGUCAAGUGUAAUCAAAAUUGUCUCAAAAAUGCUGGUAAUCCUAAAGAUUCUCGGAGACGCUUUGAGGUGGCUGUAUAUAUUCCACCGAACAGUGACACUCCCAUCGGCUGUUCUGACGCCAUGUUUGUUCACAACAAUUGUAAACACGGACAGAAGGCGAACCCAGUGAGAGAAGCUAUGGUGGGAGAUGGGAAGCCGUACAUCAUCUCAGUGCACCCCCACGAAGGCUGUAUGACGGGGGGGUCAAGCGUGUGCAUCAUUGGAAUGAACUUCUACGAGGGAACUGAAGUAGUGUUCGGGACACUGCCAGCUGCCUCAGAGCUCAUCAGCCCGUGCGCCAUUGCUGUGAAGACUCCUCCCAGUCCUAGGUCAGGAGAGGUAGACAUCACACUUGUCUAUCAGGGAUCGCAAUACUGCAUAAAGAAAUUUGUCUAUCUAGCUCCUGAUGAGGCUCAUUUCGAACACAAUUUUGCAAGGCUGGAAAGAUUGCUACGAAAUCCUGAAGAGCCUGAUGACAUUCCAAAGGAUAACCUUCUCAAGCGAGCAGCUGAUGCCUUGGAAACCUUCUAUUCCCUCCCAUGGCCUAACUACAGUGGUGGUGGUGAUGCAGGCCCCCUCACACAUGGCAACCAGCCAGUGGGAAGUGGACAAUACUUCUUCAGUUUCCCCACGACCCAAGCAGACGCAAAAAUUGAGCAUAUGUCGAGUAUCCACAAGCCCAAACCAGUCACCCCUGGAGGAGUGUAUCCGGUCGCUAAAGUAGCUCAUAUGCCUCAGGGGAUGUAUGGUUACCCAUCCAGCAGUGGAGACAUGAAUGGAUUCAUGGCGAACAAUAUGGGCGAACACCACGAGAGCAACAGAAACAACAAUAAUAGCAAUAUUGGAUUUGGCCAUCCCAUGGUAGCGGCCGGUUGGCAUGGAAACCCGAUCCACCUCAUUCCUCCCUCCCCUCCAACAGCUCCUGUACAAGCCAGCGGUUAUCAUCUCGGACAACUACCUGGCACCACGACAACAUCUUCAUUGCAACACUUGGCACAUAUACCAGCGCAAUCUUAUUAUAUCGGAGCAAACACUCCGUGCAAUGCAGGACAACAUCAAGCCUCCUUCCAGUCACGACAACACCUACAGGGACUGGCGUAUGGACAAGUAGUGGCAGCUGGUGGAUCGCCCCAAGAUUAUACCUCACCGUUGGCGACGACAACCACAAGUGCUCUCACCAGCUACAAUGUUGGCUAUGGACAUUUAACCACCACCUCUUCCUACACACAGCCAGCUGGGAAUCUAUCGUUAAUGCCGCCUUCUGUAGCUCCACCACAUCUCCUGAUUCCUCACCAGCUACCAAUGACGAGAACACUAUAGCUAACUCUUUCUCUCUCAUCAAACUGCAUGUGACUACUGAUCGAACUUACACAAUUACCACUGGCAUUUUCAUUUAAUUGGGUUUCCCGAAUUAUUACUUUACGUAGAUGCAAAUUUAAUUGUUAUAGCAUUCA